AACAGUCACUCAUAACGUCAGACAAACGCAAGACAACACCACUACCAGGACUGUGCAUUGUACCACUAGUGUAGAAGGUGGGAGCAGUCUUGCAGGUAUAAACUCUGAGGUGACCAUGCCAGGGUUCAGCGGUGUCUCUAAGCCCUUGACAGAACCGGUUCGCCCGUCUGAGGCGCUCUCCAGUCAGCCCUCUGCAUCCAUCCCCGGUCCCGGCACAGCCCAGCUCCCCCGGCCAUGGCCCUGAGCUCCCUCAUCAGCCAGCUGCAGCCGGAGGUGUUCAACAGCCUGGUGGAGAUCAUCAAAGACGUCAAGAAACACUCGCUGCAGUUCUACCUCCACAGCCCCGAGCCAGGAGACCAGGUUCAUGAGGACGUCAAGAAAUACCUGUUGAAGCAGGGUAACAUGGAGCAGAGUCCUGUGACCUUUCUGAGCCAAGAAACCUCUGACAACAGACUGCUGGUCAUCAUCAAGAACAAAGACAUAGCUGGACACAUACACAAGAUCCCCGGUCUGGUGUCCCUGAAGCGUCAUGCCUCUGUGGUGUUUGUGGGAAUUGAUACACUGGACGACAUGAGGAACAAAAGCUACAACGAGCUUUUUGUUUCUGGGGGCUGCAUCGUUUCGGACGAGUUAGUCCUCAAUCCAGACUUCAUCACUCACGAUCGACUGGCUGCGCUGCUGAUGAUCCUGGAGCAGCACAGUUCUCCAGAGAGCGUCUGGAAGUGGAAGGUCCACUGCAAAACCCACAAGAAAUUAAAAGAACAAGCCAGGUUCAGAAGAGAUGCAGCCAACCUACUGAACGUACUGUCAACCUAUCACAAGCGCCAGAUUGUUGAGUUCCUCCCAUAUCAUCAGUGUGACAUGAUGAACCAUCAGUCCCCUGACCUGGACUGUCUCAUGGAGCUCCAGGCCCGAUACACCCAGUACCGACACACAGUCUUCCUGACUGAGCAUCAUUUUGAGCAGUUCGCUGCCUACUCUAGUAGCGGCAUCAUCAUGGCCAAUAUUGAAGAGUUACUGCACAACUUCACCAGACUGGUCGGUAACCAUGAGAUGAAGGACAGUCAGCCAAUCGUAGAUGACAUGCUGGCUCCCAAAGGGCGCGGGAUGCAGCUGAGUCAUAGUGACGCUGUGUCAGGCUCUGAACGCUCUCCCUCUAUCUUCCCAGAACCCAUCUAUCCCCUCCCCUCCAGUGAUCAACCCCAACAUCUCCUCCAGCAGUCCGGCUCCACCCUCCCCGCUCCCUCCAAUCUGUCUGACCAGCUCGUCCCGGACGCUUCCUGUAAGGACGGUGUGCCGCACCAUUCGGACACAGACUUUGAGGUUCUUCGACUGGCCAUCUCACAGUUACGGGCUGAGCGUCAGGCCCAGCUGCAGCAGCAGUUGGACUCUCAGGCGGAGUUGAGCAUCAACUCCCUCAAAUGCUCCCCUCCCAAUCUCGUUGGUACAGGUAGCGGUCACGCUGCCCCUGUUUUAGCUCAAGGAGGUCCCACCGAGUCUGUUAACGUCACUCAUGACAGGAAAGCAAUGGCAGCCAGUCUGGAGUUCCUUCACUCAGCAUUACAGCAGGAGAGGAGGGAGGACGGAGCAGAGACUCCCACAGAGGGGCGGACAAUAGGAGGAAGUCAAGGAGAGGCUGGAGAUCAGAGAGAAGGUACUCCAGUGAGAGUAGUGGGGUUCCUGGGAGAAAACAGGGGUCCUAAUGAUAGUGACACUUCUAGCCCUUUGUCCAUUCAAAGCACAGCGGCCAUGAUGGCACCAAGUACACAAACAGGCUCAACCAAUGACCGGACAGAGAUGGUAAAUCCAACCGAAGAACCUGUAUUUCCCAAAACAGAUAAACACACUGCAGCCUCCUCGAGUAACACAGCUCGUCCUGAAGAAGGCGACGUAACGAGAGACGAACAGUCAGGCCAGGAACAGCCAAGAGGAGAGGGAGCAGCACCUGGCAACAGCACUGUCAGUGGCACCAAGAUCCAGCAGCCUAAUCAGCACCUGAACACCACCCAGCAGCUCCAGCCGAGUCGCCCCCUCCUCCAGCCACCGCCUCCCAGCCAGCAGCAGCAGCAGCAGCAGCAGUGGGGCGCCAGCCUCCUGCAGCCCCCCCACCUGCAUCAACUUCCCAACCAGCCUUUCACCCGAGGCCCCAUGCUGGCGCCCCUGACUGCCCUGGGAGGAAGCCUCCUGGGGCCAGUUCCUGUCUGGCCGGGGGGCCUGGGCCCUGCAAGUGCUGCUGCCCUGGCCUGGGGCUUCCAGCAGGUCGGCAGGGACUUCACUGGUCCUAGACUGCUGGGGGGGUUCCACAACCCUGCAGGGCAAGGCAGCAGCAGGUACAGAGGGGGGCAAAGGGGAGGGGGCUUUAACGGGAUGUAGAGAGCCGGGCUCACUAACUCGAGGAACGGUCCCUGCUGCCGUUCAUGUAGCCGGUUUAUUAAAAACUACCACCAGAGAACAGGAGGUGGAAACUCUUCCUGAAUGCUGACAGGUCCUGGACUGGAAAGGGAAGGCGUGACCACACGCUCUCUCUGUACACAGCUCGCAAGGUUUAUUCUCUAGCAUCACAAAAUCCCCAACAUGCUGAUCCAGGACCGUCGUCGUACAAAUCCAAGAAUCUGGUCGUUUGUCACUCGGGUUCAAAAACUUGCUCACAGGAAGACUGUUGAAAUUACAAACUCAUGUCUGUUUUGAAUUUGUUGCUAUAUUUGAUAUAUUUGAUAUAUUUGAUAUAUUUGAUAGUGAGAGUAGAGAUACAGGCAGGAAACAACAAGUAAAAAAAAAAAAAGUCGCGCUGCCGUUACAUGGCAACCUCAGCGACAUUUGAGGAAGAAUCGAUGUCUGGCAGGUGUAAAUUAACAACAAAAAAAUGUUGACAGGGGAACGGUGUCUUCAUUAAAGUCAGUACAAGUCAUCGACGCUCUGUCAGUGACCUGUGAUGACUGGAAGCUUUGUAUCAGCCAGUAAAUAGCGUUGAACCUGCCUGACCUUUAGGCUGCAGCUACACUACUACGUUUUGGUUUAAAAAAAUGAAUAUACGUUGCCACGUUUACACCUCGAAUUCACGCUACUCCGGCGUUUCCGAGCCCCAAAAACUGGGACAUUUGAAACAUGGCUGCCUCCGUUUUGGUUGGACAACUCCGGGGGGGUCUUUGCAGUCUGGACGGGCACAAACGCAGAGAUCUGGAAACGCCGCCGCGUCAGUCUUAUCGGUUCGGAGCUCCCAGACCGCUCAGUGACGCUCCACCGCGUCGUCCCACCAAGCUAAUAAAUCCCUGCUCUUACUUUUGUUCACUGUUGGUAUUUCUCCGAAGGACUUUCUGUAUUUUCAACGUAUACGUCCAUGAUUCUAACCGCAGAGUAACAAUCAGACAAUCUGCUUCCUGUUUUACACCGGCACGCACACGCCCAGUGUGUGCGAAUGGUCACGUGAUGCGUGUUCUCAGCCGUGUUCAUAUGGACGGAGAUUAGUUCUGCUCCCGGAGCUAAAACUCUGGUUUUUGUCUCAAAGCGGUGCUUCAAACUGAAAACGUAGUAGCGUGGAUGUUGUCUUUUCCACUUUUAAAGUCUUUGUCACAAGUCAAUAUAUAUUGGGGCUCCUUUUUGCACUUCUGUUUUAAACGUGGGAAGAGAUUUAAUCACUGUCGUGUUCCGUUGUUCCUAAAAUACUCACUUUAAUUUAUGGAUUAUUGUUCUCUUCAUUGAGAAAAUGUAGUGAACAAGCAUGCAAGUGGAACAUCAAACCCACAGAUAUUGGUUUACUAUCACUUUACUAGAAAAGAAAAAAAGUGCAACAUUUUUUUUGUUUUAAAGUUUAUCUUCCACCCUGUUAUAUUAUAUUAUUAUAUAAUAUUCUUUGUGAAACCACUUUUGUGUAUUUUGAAUUUUAUGUUCCAGCCCACACGCUCUUAUCAGUCGACCACUAACACGUUGUGUCACUCUCCGAGGAAACGGUAGAUAAUGCCCCAAAAACUCGAGUAUCACUUAGAUUUUAAUGGCAGUAAAGAGGAACGGUUGCGUAGUAUCCAGAGUGUGGACUUAUUAUAUGUGAAAGAAGUUGUUGUGCCAGCUUACACUACAGGAAUCAGCUGUUGUAGAGUCUGAUAAAAACGUACUGUAUCCACUACCUGUUAGUACUGAAGAAGUCAGAAAACAUUAAGAGAAGUUCUCCUGCCCCUUUGAACAUGUGUGUGCAACGUUAAAAAAAAAAGAAGAAGAAAGAAAAGAACAGUAGCGGCAAGAUCUUGUUUAUCUGCCGUGGAUUUAAUCUAAGACCUGACCCGACGUGAACAUGCGUCGGUUUCUGGAGGUGCUUUCUAACUCAGAUCAUCUUCUGACUGAAUGAACGCUCUCAGGUUUAAUCCGUUCAAGAGCUUUGUGUAAAUAUUUACCUGUUUUCUCUCUGUACGCUACUCUGAUUAAGAGCAUUGACUAAAAUGCUAAAAGCCUCCGGUUGGGUCUCAUUUCCCAGCUUUCUUGAACACAACACCAGCUUGACAGUAACUCGUUGACAGCGUUUUGUCAAUUUUAACAACCCGACACCUUCAUUUCCUCAAAGGAAACCUUGUUGGUGUUUUCUACAGUAAAUAACGGCUGCUUAUUUGUUCUCUUUGCAUCAUGGGAGAGACCAAGAUGCACCCUGUUGUACUCUGGUACAACCUGUAAAGAAAAACGAUGGAGAGACUACUUUACACGUCUUCCAGUGGACUCUGUCUUGUAAAAUAAUCUUGUUUUUUUUGUACUAAGCGUUUGGUGUAAUACCCUGAGAGCUGUUUGUGUUUAGUUGAUGUUGUAUGUACAGUAGGAAGUGACUGUCUAACAAUAAUUUUAACUUAAAAGUCUUUUUAUGUUUUUUUACCUCAUUUUUUGUAUUAAAAUUGCCUGCGUAAACCAUUGA
Messenger RNA from Etheostoma spectabile (orangethroat darter), 4891 nucleotides. RefSeq lists its product as uncharacterized. Lineage: Eukaryota; Metazoa; Chordata; Actinopteri; Perciformes; Percidae. Gene Ontology annotation, cellular component: heterochromatin; nucleoplasm. Gene Ontology annotation, biological process: protein localization to heterochromatin; negative regulation of gene expression, epigenetic. The transcript is spliced from 9 exons. The record is from RefSeq and is a predicted model, not a curated record. Bases 235 to 2373 code for a protein of 712 amino acids. Gene Ontology annotation, molecular function: chromatin binding.